AAUCAGGCAUAUGCGUGAACCGCUGUCAGUAUUGUGUUACUCAUCCUGAGUGUGAGUUUAGCCAGCUGUCAGCUCGUGCUGCUGCUCUAACACACCUGUUUUAUGACGUUUUUAUCUUACAGAUAGUUCACAACAAAGGCUUCGGUUGUCAAAAUGCCCAGAGGAGGUAAGAAGAACUGUCAAAACUGUUUUAUUAAACUAACUGUGUUCUUUUUGUACAUCUGAUAGUCCGCUGUUAGCCACUCAGCGACCCUCUACACUGUAGGCAACACACCUCAGCGCGAGGGGAAACUAAUUCACACACCUUUACUCUGAACAUUAAAACGGUUGACAUCAUUUGAAUGAGCUGCCCUACCUCUGAUAGCACCUGCCUGACUGUUAGUGGUCCCUCUCGGCUGCCGUACAAUCUGGGUGUGAUGUCAUGUUUUGUUUUGCUCACCUGUGCAGGUAGGAAAGGUGGCCACAAGGGUCGUGUGCGGACCUACACGAGCCCUGAGGAGAUAGACGCUCAGAUGAAGGAAGAGAAGGAGAGGAAAAAGGUUGGUUUUACCUCAGUUACUUAAAAUUUACCCGUAGACUAACUUUACUUCAUGGCUGAUACAUCCAGCUGUAAUAACAGUCUAACCACUGACAGAAGAGGUGAAUAUCAUUUAUUUUUAUGACACUCUCAUGUAAUGGUAUCUAUGUUCUGCAGUGGUCGAAACCAGGGGGUUAAAAUAGGACCAAAAUAUUUGACCUAAAGCGCCUAUGAGGAGGUUUUUUUUUUCUUGCAUAAAGUAGACCAAAAUUCACAUUGAUUCCUUUUCAUGAUAAAAGGAAACAAGACCAAGUUAACAUGGAAACAACACAUUGAAUACAUCAAAGGGAACAUUUCAAAAUCCCUUGCAAUCCUGUACAAAUCGAGAAAAGUAUUGAAUUCCAAGGCUUUGCAUUUGAUUUACUACUCAUUGAUUAGUCCCUAUGUAUCUUACUGUGUGGAGCUGUGGGGAUCCACCUUUAAAACCACUAUAAUUGCAAUUAUAAAACAGCAAAAACAAGCUAUACGUAUUAUCAGUAAGACAGAUUACUAUGAUCACACGGAGCCACUUUUUCUAAAUUCUCAUGUUAUGAAAUUUUAUGAUCUGUUUUAUUAUAAAAUAAUGCAAAUAAUGUUUAGAGCAAAAUCAAAAAUGCUCCCUGACUCAAUACAGAGGUUCUUUUCAAUUCAGGACAGUCUGUAUAAUCUCAGAGGCGCUUGCAAAUUUACUGUACAAAAAGCUAAAAAAGGUAUGAAAAGGAGAUGUGUCUCCGUUAUUGGAGUUAAAUUCUGGAAUAAUGCCAACAUAAAUCUAAAAACAUAUCAGUCCUUUUUGGUUUUUAAGAAAAUGGUUUGUAAAGCUAUAUUUGAAGCUUAUAGGUGCGAUUGAUUACCUGUUGUUGUGGUUUCUUUGCUUUUCUGGAGGUCGGUAGCCUAAAAAGUUGACAACACAGGAUAGGCUUUUAUAAGCAGUCUGCUUCUGCCUAUGCCUUCUCAGUCAAUGUUCAACACAUGAUUCUUGAUUUAGUGAUUUUGUGUGAAAUGUCAAUAUUGUGUGCAAUAUUUGGUGUUGUCAUGACUGAAUAAACAACUACAACUGCUAUUACUACUACUACUACUACUACCAUUAGGGAUGAGAUUCACCCUACUUAAAGGGAGAUUCCGGCGUAAAAUUAAGUAAGGGUCAAAGACACCGUAACACCAAGUUAGACACCCCGUCGAGAGAUGAAUGUUGUUACUCUAUGAUUCCCUCCUGUGAUUGGUCUGCCUGUUGUUAAUGUUUGUGUUGUAGCACGAGCAGGAGCAGGAUGAGGCGGGUGCAGCUCAGACUGAAUUACCAGAGGAGAAGCUUCCGGGGUCGGGAUCAGAGGACAGCGAUGACGAAAACUCCUCAGUAAUCAUGAACUGUUUCUUUCAUUCACUUAGCAGCCAUGCAUUUAGAGAUAAUAAAAUAUCUAUUAUUAGUGUUUAAUGUUGUGUUUCUUAUGAUCAUGACUAACUACUUAUUUAUCACCAUUGUAUGCUCUCUGCUUAUUCCACAUGUGCUGUUGUUUUUGCAGAGGAGGAGACAAGGCGUGGAGGGCUUGAUUGAAAUCGAAAACCCAAACAGAGUUGCUCAAAAGUCCAAGAAGGUGACCCAGAUCGAGAUUGAUGAGCCCAAGCAAUUAUCAAGGAGAGAGAGGUGUGUGGUAAAUAUCUGAAUGAAUGACUUAAAUGUAUUAAAUACCAAAUAGCCACUCAACACAUUUAAUCUGUAUUAUUUUAGUAAAACAUAUUUUAUUUUUUCAGGUUGUUUGGAGUAGUGUGUAGAAGAAAUUUGCAUGAUUUUCAAUUAAAAAUAGGCUUCAUAUCUUUUGCAAGCAAACGCUACAUUUCAACUCUUGUGAGAUUGGGUUGUACAACAUAAACGACAUCAUCUGAAAGUGGCGGACAGAGUGUAAAUAAUCUCUAAAAGGCUGAUAAAUUUUCUCCAGUUUCGUCCUUAAAUUCUUGUUAAUGCUGAAUUUAAUUGAACCCCCAUUUAACGAUCUUUGACUGUCAUAUCUCCACUUUGACGCACACUCACACACUUUGACAGGGAGGAGAUUGAAAAGCAGAAAGCGAAGGAGCGCUACAUGAAGAUGCACUUGGCAGGGAAGACGGAUCAGGCUAAAGCCGACCUUGCUCGACUCGCCAUCAUCAGGAAACAGAGAGAAGAAGCGGCAAAAAAGAAGGAGGAGGAGAAAAAAGGUAAAACACAUGCAACAGGGUUGAAAUUAUUACAUAUAUUCUAUUGGUUAGAAUUUAUUAAACAGCAGCCUCUAUCACUAAACGCUCUAACCAACAAAAUAACUACGCAUUACUUUUUUGAACUGCAUGUUUCCUCACCACACUUGAGUUGGUUUUUGUUCUGUUCAAUAUUUUUUUAAUUGUGUGUCUUUACAAGAGAGAAUAUGAUUAAUUGGCUUGGUUAAUGUUAUUUUGUAAUAAUAGGCAUCAUAUCGGCAUCAACUCUCACAAGUUCAAAAUCACAAAUAUCUUUUGAAAACACAUUUUUCUUAUCCCUGAUAACAGCAAAUCAAAUCAAAAUCUGUCACUGGUCAGGUUUCAUUGUGAAUUCUGUUAAGAUGAGUAGAUUAAUACUUAUUAAUUAAAGACUCUGAUAGAAAUACUAGCCUACCAUAAAUCACUUCCUAUUUUUGUAUUCUUUUAUUUGAACUGCGGUCUUUGACUUGUAGUUUUUAAUUUUUUUAACAAGUUAAAUUUUUUUUUAUUGAGGAAAAUAUUUUUCCAUCUGAUUUAAUUUGUAAAACUGUUUUUUACAAAAACAAAACAACAAAUGUUGAGAUAUCACCAGCUAUUGACCAACCUGCUCUAUUGUUAUCGGUCCCCACAUUUGCCAUUGAAAAACUGUGAUUAGUCAACCACUCGUCUUUUGUUCCACUUUUGAACAUGUGACACAGUAAAGUCCCAGUUUGUUUUGUUUCAAUGUAGUUUGGCAGUUGAAAUGUGAUUUUGACAUUCUGGAAUUUGACCAGAUAAAAGUGAAAGUAUGUGAAGACUGCUUUUGAUGUUGUUUAGGUUUACUGUAAAUAUCUUGUACUGAUUUGAUCAGUUGUAUUAAACUAAAUAGUUUACAAAACAGAAACCUGAGAUGAGCCAAAUGUAUUGUGACUAUAUUAUGCAGAAAUGAUAAAAAAAAGAUUUUCUUCAGCUGCUUUGCUUAAAUAUUACAAUUUAAAACACAUCGAUCCUGACACUAAUGGUUUUGAAUUUUAGUCCAGUAAAAAAAAAAUCCUCACAGGAGCUUUAAGUCAGUUAAUAAUAAUUUCUUUGACAUGGCAAAUUCUGAUGUUCGGAACCUUUUUUUCUAUUUCAGCCUUAAAAUUAAAUAUUUUGAUGCAGACUUGUUGUCCCCUCUGUAGGCAGUGUUAUCAGAGUAUGAUGUGUCGUCUGCAUUGAAGAAUUUGUUGAAAGUUCAAACUGCAGCUGCACACACUCACUUCCACGUCAGUGUUUCUGAUUGAUUUUGUUGUCUCUUUUCUUCCCUCCUCUCAGCGAAAGAUGCAGUGGCAGCAGCGGCGGCAGCAGCCAGAGGAAUAAACUCCCUCGCACUGAAAUGAUGCAGAGUAUUUAUCAGAGGCACUUGUUCAUGGACUGGUGAUCAAUCUAUAUUUGACUAUUUUUAAAGAAGGAUUUAUGAUGUUGUCAUUGCUGUAACAUAUAUGGAGAAUGAAUGAGCACACACCAGAAGAGAAGAGAGAGGUGUGUGUGUAUUCAGGUCUCGUUGAUCCCUUCAGGAAGUAAAAUAAUGAAAACAGCCGUCUUCAUAUUCACACUCAGAUCGACCCUCCUCUAACCUUGGAUUAUGUACAUGAUAUUAAUAAUGGUAAAGUAUCACUGUACAAUACCAACUUUGCUAACUAAACUUUGCCACUAUGUUAUUUUUUUGGGGAUCUUACAUUGUAAAUAACAGACUCAUGAAUAUAUGUCAGAUUAAUAUGACGAAACCAGUCACACGUCUUCAUGUCUUUCUUUGCUUUACAUGAUUUACAGCUUUAAAAAAAAACUUCAUUUAUUCCUUCUAAUCCCAGGCUGGUGUCUUUUAAAACCCUAGUUUCAGGUACCAUCUCUUUGACAUCCUCUUAGAAGCCUAGAAGCCUCUUCCACUGUUGCCAUGUAACAAAGUCAUGUUUCUCAGUUUAAAAUGAUAAAUUAUGGAACAUUUCCACAUGAUUUGAAAGUUUGAAAAGGAAAAAAAUUCCCAACAAUGUAAAAGAGAGGUGUUAUUUUUAUUUUGUCCUUAUAGAGAGAUUAACCAACAGGUGAUGUGGUGAUUUGAGUAAAUCAUGUGUCCCUCUCGCUCAAGUCUCAUGCAGCUUUUGAACAAGCCAGUCAGAGCAUCCCGCAGUCCUAUCCAGGUAUUACUGCAGCACACUCUUUGAAACUGUGCCAGUAGUAUUGACAUCCAACAUUGUAGUGGAAUAUUUUUGUAAAAUAUGAAAAAGCAAAGUACCACCUCUUGAACAAGUAAAAAUAUGCAAAUACAGUUCAAAGAAA
Molecule: messenger RNA, 5056 nt
Organism: Xyrichtys novacula (pearly razorfish)
Lineage: Eukaryota; Metazoa; Chordata; Actinopteri; Labriformes; Labridae
Source: the annotation of a GenBank genome assembly